Messenger RNA from Salvia splendens (bonfire salvia), 3254 nucleotides. RefSeq names its product putative late blight resistance protein homolog R1A-10. The transcript has 2 exons. Bases 374 to 2956 code for a protein of 860 amino acids. Gene Ontology annotation, biological process: defense response to other organism. Gene Ontology annotation, molecular function: ADP binding. The record is from RefSeq and is a predicted model, not a curated record. NCBI's taxonomy places the organism in Eukaryota, Viridiplantae, Streptophyta, Magnoliopsida, Lamiales, Lamiaceae.
UUCUAAAUGACGAUCAAUUUUUGACAUUUUGUCACACAAACUAAACAGUCAUAGGGCAGUCAAAGGUAUCCGGAUCAAAUAUGGAUCCUCCGCAAUCCGAUUCUGAGCCAUCAUCACCUACGCCAAUAGACAAUCGCAACACUUGAUUCUGAGAUUCGCUUUAGACGAUCAGAAUCUUCUUAACCGAAGAUCACAACUCUAGAUAAGUUCUCUUUUUCCAUUUCAGUUUUUAAGGCGACAUAGUUUUGGAAGGUCACCGUGUUAUAGAAACAGUCCAUAAAUUGUUGCCAUCUCUGUAAAUCAUGUAGUUGCCAUCUCUGUAAAAGAAAAUAUAACUGAAACUCCCUAAACCAGUCUCAUUUUCUGAUUGGAUAUGGCGGAUGCUGCAGUGACGUUCCUUUUGGAAAACUUGGGCCAGCUGCUGAAGCACCAUGUGAGUCUCAUCGGCGGCGUUGACCGCGAGCUGGAUCUGUUGAAAAAGGAUCUCGAGUCGUUGAGUACCAUCCUCAGCAAGUACUCCAAGAUGCCGAACAAGCCGGAAGGGUUCCGAGACUUAGAGAGGCGGAUCCGAGAUGUGGUUUAUGAGGCCGAAGACACCAUUGACUCUUGCAUCGCCGCAGCAUAUAACAAGCAUAGCCUUUCCAGUGACUUCGCCGAACAAGUCAGGUCUCUGAGAGAGAGAGAGGUCAUCAACAUGGUGGAAAAGGUUCUAUACUUUGAGGCCACUACAAUGGCCAACAUCCCCCAACCAAAAUCACCUACCAAACCCAAGCUCCAGAUAAUCAGGGAAGAAUACGUGCUAGAUUUCCAAGAUCAUGAAAGUAUAAUCGUCGGAUAUCUGCGGGAAUCAAAAGAUGAAUUGUAUGUUAUCUCCAUCAUCGGUAUGCCAGGUAUGGGGAAGACAACUUUGGCAAGGAAGAUAUUCAAAUGUGCUUUUGUGAAUCAUGAAUUCCCCAAUCGCAUUUGGGUUAACGUUAUCCAGGCACUGAAUAUCAGGAAUGUGCUGCUCAACAUUCUCAAAGAAUUCACUAGCGACGACGUGUCGGGUCUAUCCGAUCCUGCACUAAUGGAGACGGUUGAGUAUUACCUCAAGGAGAGGAAAUUCUUGUUAGUCUUAGAUGAUGUGACUAUGGAUGCUUGGAAUGAUAUCAGAAAGGUUUUGUCCAAGAGCAACAACAUGAGUAAAGUGCUCAUCACUAGCUGCGAGAAGAGUGUCGGAGACAAAGCUACGAAAUCCUACGAGCUACUUCUCUUGACAGGUCCACAAAGUUGGGAACUUCUGCAGUACCAAGUCUUUGGUAAACUCGGCAAGUGUCCUGAUGAUUUGAAAGUUGUUGGGGAAUGUAUAGCCAAGAAUUGUCAUGGAUUUCCACUUUCAGUUAUGUUGAUAGCAGGAAUUCUUGUGGAACAAGAUGAUGAGAAUAUAAGUGUGCUAAAAGAAGAUUGGCUUAAGGUGUCAAAGUUCUUGAAAAAUGACAAGAAGAAGCAGGUUGCAGAUAUUAUCGAAUUAAGCUACAAUAGACUACAUGAUGAAUUGAAAGAUUGCUUGCUAUAUUUUGCGGUGUUUUCAAAACACUACGAGAUCUCAGUUUGGAAAUUGAUCCGCUUGUGGAUUGCAGAAGGAUUCAUACAAGGGAAGAGUUUGGAGGAAACUGCAGAAGAGUAUUUGAAAGAUUUAAUCAGAAGGAAUUUAGUGAUGGUCGUUAAAAGAAAUUCCAGUGGUGAGGUUAAAAUAUGCCGUGUUCAUGAUGUGGUACAUGCAUUCUGUGUUUCAAAAGUUUUACUGGAGCAGCAAAGAUUCUUCCAUGAAUUGAAAUGUGUGAAUGGAGAUUUUGUCCCUCCAGUGUCUAAGAUUGGCAAACCCCGCCGCAUUUGUUUCCAUUCUGAUCUUGAGACCUUCCUCACUAGCAAUGAAAAGAAGCACAUUGAUCGCAUCCGUUCUCUUUUAUUCUUGUACAAGACACCGGCAGAUUUCCCUACAAAGUAUUCAGCUGUUAUGGUUGAUGGACUAGAUUUGCUCAGAGUUUUGGAAUCUGAGUUCAACAGAUUGGAUCAUAUUCCUAAAGGUGUAACCAAACUAUUUCACUUGAGGUACCUUACUAUAUCUGUUGACACUUUGACAACUCUUGCCCACAUGUUCUCCGACCUGUGGAACCUUCAAACUGUUGUAGUCAACACUAAGAAUGAAUCCAUUACUAUCAAAGCAAAUAUAUGGAAGAUGAUACAACUGAGGCAUCUGAAGACCAACGUGGUCAUUACAGAAAUCACCCAAGGGGAUGGUGAUGGGUGUAGGUCUCUUCAAACCCUGAGCAGAAUAUCACCUGAAAUUUGUACCACCAAUUUCUUCAAAAAGGCCCCAAACUUGAAGAGAUUAGGUAUUGAAGGAAAGUUGGCCAGUCUAUUUCAAACAAAUUCCUUGGGAAGGCUCAAUCAACUUGAAAAGUUAAAGCUGGUGAAUACAUAUCAUUCAGAAGCCCUGCAGUCAAUGCGCUUUCCUGAGUUAAGAAGCUGGUUUCCGGCAAAACUUAAGAUGCUGACUAUUGUAGGAACACGUUUGGAUUGGAAUCAUGUGUCUAAGUUGGGGAUGAUAGAAACUCUUGAGGCCCUCAAAUUGAAAGGCAAUGCAUUCACUGGAAAUCUCUGGGAGGCUGUUAGUGGAGGCUUCCACUCUCUCCAUUUCUUGCUCAUCGAAGAUACAGAAUUAAUUAUCUGGGUGGCCUCAAAUGAUAGUUUUCCUAAACUUAGGCAUCUUGUGCUUAGAAAGUGUAAGAAACUCAAAGAAAUCCCCGAUGACGUGGUGGGAAGCCUGGAGAAGUUGGACAUAGAGGAUUUAUCAGCAUCUGGAGUUGAGUCUGCAGAAAAAAUAGAUGAUAAGAAAAUUGCAAAUCAAGGGCAAGAGGGAGCUUCCAAGUUCAAGCUCACUGUACUAAAUCAGGUAACUUUCCGUCCCAACUAAAAAUAGCAGUCUAUAUAUGUGCUCUGACCUAAUGUGUUUGGUUGGAUCCAUGUUCUCCAUGGAAUAAUGAAAUGAAGUGAAGAAGACAACUGAUGAAGGUUGUCUUUGACCUCUCAAAUAAAUGUGGGCCCGCCUUCCAUUUCUUUCGAAAAUCUUUAUUAUGACUAGCUCUGUUUUGCUUGCUUCUAAUUUUGCUGCUUAGUUGGAUUUUGUUUCAUUCAAGUUAUACAAGUUACGGUUCGAUGUUGUUCACUACACUGCAUGAUUUCAUUUAGUUAUCGAAUUUUUUUUUAUGUUA